Rhinocladiella mackenziei CBS 650.93 is the source of this 1611-nucleotide messenger RNA. RefSeq lists its product as uncharacterized. NCBI's taxonomy places the organism in Eukaryota, Fungi, Ascomycota, Eurotiomycetes, Chaetothyriales, Herpotrichiellaceae. Gene Ontology annotation, cellular component: endoplasmic reticulum; membrane. The record is from RefSeq and is a predicted model, not a curated record. The coding region runs from base 1 to 1611 and encodes 536 amino acids. Gene Ontology annotation, molecular function: glucosaminyl-phosphatidylinositol O-acyltransferase activity. Gene Ontology annotation, biological process: protein localization to plasma membrane; GPI anchor biosynthetic process. The transcript is spliced from 2 exons.
AUGUCUCUGUCUUCAGAGCAAGCUCCCUCUGCUGCAGCAGCCUACAAAGCUCGCAAGGAGGCCUUCGUCUCCCAUCUCUCCGGAAGCUCUCUGAUUGAGAUCAACCUCGUCACUCUUGUCGCAGGGGCGUCAGUCCUUCUCUGGACAGCCUUACAGAAGCGUCAAUCUUUCUUCACACCUUACACUCUCAUCGCCGGAAUUGCGGAUUUUUUACUCAACAUCUGCGCCAUUCUCUUCGCCAUCACAAUAUACUCCUCUGCUCCAUUGGUUCUAAGCAUUUUCCUCACCACGCCGGCACUGUUCCUCUUGUUCCUGAACACCGGCCAUCAUGCCCCGUCUAUACCUUCUAAUAAUGGUUCUGCGACAAAGUCCAAACAACAACAGCAACAUCAACAACGAACGAAAAAACUCACUCCUUCCUCAAACAAUGAUCCCCCCCAUCUGCCCGUCCGACCGUUUCUCACCCACUAUCGUGGCUCCAUGCUCAUCGCGACCUGUCUUGCCAUUCUUGCCGUCGAUUUCCCCAUCUUCCCACGCCGUUUCGCCAAAGUUGAAACCUGGGGAACCUCCCUUAUGGACCUGGGCGUGGGCUCAUUCGUCUUCUCCGCCGGCGUCGUCUCUGCUCGGACACUGGUCAAGUCCUCAACCACCCGUUCAAGCAGCUUCACAGCCCGUUUCCUCCAAGUCCUCCGCCACUCCACCCCCCUUUUCAUUUUGGGUUUUAUCCGCCUCUGGUCUGUCAAAGGCCUCGACUACGCCGAACAUGUCACCGAAUACGGCGUGCACUGGAACUUCUUCUUCACACUCGCUCUACUUCCGCCCUUCGUCGAGCUCUCCGACCUGAUCACCCACCACAUCUUCAAGUCCUACGACAUCCUCGCGCUAGUCCUCGCACUUGCCUACGAACUCCUCCUUACCCACACUACUCUCCUCGAAUACAUCCUCAUCUCCCCUCGGGGCCCGGACCUCCUAUCCAUGAACCGCGAAGGCAUUUUCUCUUUCAUCGGAUACCUAGCCAUCUACCUCGCCGGCCGCGGCACCGGAGGGCGGAUUGUCCGAUUCAAUGAACCCGUCUCCGACCCUGUGUUCUUCUUCAAAAAGAAAACAGCCUCCAAGCACAAAAUCUGGGACGCCAACAACAGCCUCAGCCUCACGCGGCGCGAACGCCAACUCAUAUUGCUCAGUCUCCUGACCCAUUCCCUUCUUUACUCCGGCCUCUACUGGCUUUCGACAAGCUUGUACAUGUUCAACCUCAACGUCUCGCGGCGCCUCGCAAACCUACCCUAUGUAUUAUGGAUCGUCGCUUUCAAUAACGCACAGCUCCUCCUCUUCGGCCUGAUUGAAGACUGCGGCCCAUCUUUUUCCUACGAAAAGUCUGAUACGAGAAAAGACAUGGUCCGCCACGCCACAUCCCGUGUGCUCCGCACAUUCAAUACGAAUGGUCUGAUUAUUUUCUUGGUCGCGAACCUCUUGACGGGCCUCGUGAAUUUGACUGUAAAUACGUUGGAUAUGUCGCCGAUAGAUGCGAUGGGGAUUUUGAUGCUGUAUGCGUUGGUGUUGACGGGGCUUGCAUUGGGACUGGAUUAUACUGGUGUAAAGAUCAAGGUUUAA